Molecule: messenger RNA, 1328 nt
Organism: Cimex lectularius (bed bug)
Lineage: Eukaryota; Metazoa; Arthropoda; Insecta; Hemiptera; Cimicidae
Product: lipase member I-like
Exons: 7
Coding region: 389-1177 (262 amino acids)
Biological process (GO): lipid metabolic process
Molecular function (GO): lipase activity
Source: RefSeq, a predicted model, not a curated record
AAAAUGGUGGCUGAACAAUGGACAAAUCAUAGUUUAUACUGGGUGUCCCAGUUCCUUCUGACGAAACUCAGGGAAUCGAUUCUACUUUUCGUUUGGAGCAAAAAAUGCCCAGGAGAAAAUUUUCGGAAAGUGCUCUAUUUUGAAGAUAUUCGUCAAUUUAGGUAAUUCAUGGUUAAACAGUGUUUUUAACAGGACCACCGAUUGUAUAAUACUAAAUGAAGAUUGCAGAGGUGUCUCCUAUUACCUAUUCACAAGCAAUCUACAAAACAAUCCGUAUAAAUUAGACCCAAAAGUUAAAAACUCAUUUAUAAAAGCUCCUUUGAUAAGUAAAAAACCACUUGUAAUAAUACUCCACGGAUAUACUGGAAAUGUAAAUUACUCACCUAACAUGGAACUUAGACCAUCCUAUUUCAAAAAGGGGACGUACAAUAUAAUUUCCGUGGACUAUUCUGAAUUGGUGAAGCAAUGGUGUUAUCCGAGUAGUGUGUACAAUGCAGAUUUAAUUGGAAAGUGCAUUGCCACAACCGUUAAAAAUCUCCUUGACGAAAGGAGUGAAGAUGUCAGCAUUGAAACAACACAUGUAGUAGGAUUCAGUUUAGGAGCACAGAUAUCAGGUUCAGUCGGCAAAUAUUUCAAUCAAUAUGAAAAAAGAAAGCUUCCACGCAUAACUGGCCUCGACCCUGCCAUGCCAAUAUUCGAUCCUUACGUGACUUCUGAUUUGUAUCGUUUGGACUCUAACGACGCUGAGUUCGUUCAGAUAAUACACAGCAGAUUGAUGACGAGAGGAAUAAUUCUCCCCUCGGGACAUCUGGACUUUUACAUCAAUGGAGGCUUUCAAGCCGGAUGCAACAGAAAUAUUAGUUGUGAACAUGUAAGAGCAGUCGAAGUGUACGCUGAAUCACUGAAUAGUAACAAAGGGUUUUGGGGUGUGCCUUGCGAGAUAAAUUUAAUUAAAUUGUACUGUGUCAUGAGCAAAAAGGACAGCCCUAAAAUUUUGUUGGGAGAUGAUGCAAAUACCAAUGUUUCAGGUGCUGCAGCCCAGAACGGAACUGCACGAAGGCGUGCAUUGAACAGUUGUGGUACUGCAAGGAACCAGACAGCAAAAAACCAUGUUUGUGCAAUUCUGACUUUGACAGCCAGGCAAGUUUCAGCAUUUUGUUUGUUACGAUCUGCAUAAUACAGAAAAUCACAGACUGGCAGAUCAAAGACAAUGCCCCUUGACAUUUCAAAUAAUAAAGGAAACAAAUGACAAAAUAACACAUGGAUCAACAUUUGCUAAGCUAGGGUGAAUAAGCAAGCGAUCGAUUAAAAAAAAUAAAUAAAUAAAU